GUCCAUACAUGUACACAAGUGUCAUGUAUUCUUUACCUCCCAGUUCCAUUGAACUCGUUAAGUCUAACGGGGAUAAUUCUCACUGAUCGCGUUGAACGGAACUUUCCGGUGUUUUCGGAUGACCCCUCAGCCUGGCUAGAAAUCGGUUGUGGAACAGGCCAGUGUGUUAUCUGCUGGGAACAUGUCAGAGAAGUCAGUGUGCGUCAGCGACUAUGAAGAGAAUGCCAAGAGGAUCCUUCCUAAAGUCGUCUUCGAUUACUACAUCUCUGGAGCAGACGAUGAGGAGACAUUAGCCGACAAUAUAGCAGCAUUCUCUAGGUGGAAGUUCUGCCCUCGUGUGCUGCGAGAUGUCUCCACGGUGGACCUGUCCGUGUCAGUGCUUGGACAGCAGAUCAACAUGCCUGUGUGCGUGGCGGCAACUGCUAUGCAAAGGAUGGCCCAUCCAGAUGGGGAGACAGCAACUGCGCGAGCCUGCAAGGCCGAGGGCACGGGGAUGACCCUUAGCUCCUGGGCGACGUCCACCAUCGAGGAAGUGGCCGCAGCAGCUCCGGGGGGGUUGCGGUGGAUGCAGCUGUACAUCUACAAAGACCGCGAUCUGACCCUGUCUCUGGUCAGGCGAGCAGAAAAGGCCGGAUACAAGGGCAUCUUUGUCACAGUGGACACUCCGUACCUCGGGAGGCGUCGAAAUGACGUGCGCAACCAGUUUAAACUCCCCCCUAAUCUCAGCAUGGUGAAUUUCGAGUCCCCUGAUCUGGCUUUCUCCUCAAAAGAAAAUUUCAGAGAGGAUAACGGCUUGGCCCUGUAUGUCGCUCAGAGCAUAGAUCCAAGUCUGAAAUGGGAAGAUAUUGCUUGGCUGAAAAGCAUGACGACCCUGCCAGUGGUGUUAAAAGGGAUUCUGACCGCUGAAGAUGCCAAGGAGGCUCUCAAAUAUGGCAUCGAUGGAAUACUUGUCUCCAACCAUGGGGCCCGACAGCUGGACGGUGUUUUGGCUACUAUUGACGCCCUCCCGGAGAUUGUGGAAGCAGUGGGUGGAAGAGUAGAGGUUUUCCUGGAUGGGGGAGUACGGAGGGGGACAGAUGUGCUGAAGGCUCUGGCUUUGGGUGCGAGGGCUGUGUUCCUGGGACGGCCCAUCCUCUGGGGACUCAGCUGUGACGGUGAAAAAGGCGUCAGAGAGAUUUUACGUUUGGUGCGAGAAGAACUUCGCCUUGCAGUAGCACUGACAGGUUGCCGUUCACUGAAGGAAGUCAGUCGUUCUAUCUUGAGAAAAUCUGGGAUUUCUUCUAGAAUUUAAGCAAUUAUUAAAAACAUUAAAAUGAAUUUCUCCUUUAUAAUGAAAAGUCUGACACUCUUGAUUUAUAGGUACUGUAAUCAAUAUGGAAAUAUGUUUGUAAUUGUUAUAAUUACUUAUGUGAAUAUAAUAUUAACAAAUUUAUGUGGAGUAUGUGCAAUCUAGCUUUAUUCUUUGAAAAAGAUACUCUUCAUACUGUUUGCAAUGCAAAAAGAUAUUUAGAAUCAAUAAAUGUAUUCCUGCACAACAAA
Molecule: messenger RNA, 1539 nt
Organism: Paramormyrops kingsleyae
Lineage: Eukaryota; Metazoa; Chordata; Actinopteri; Osteoglossiformes; Mormyridae
Gene: hao1
Product: hydroxyacid oxidase (glycolate oxidase) 1
Molecular function (GO): oxidoreductase activity; FMN binding
Source: RefSeq, a predicted model, not a curated record